This is a messenger RNA of Notolabrus celidotus (New Zealand spotty), 3138 nucleotides long. Its product is annotated as serine/threonine-protein kinase ICK-like. Gene Ontology annotation, biological process: protein phosphorylation; intracellular signal transduction; intraciliary transport. The record is from RefSeq and is a predicted model, not a curated record. NCBI's taxonomy places the organism in Eukaryota, Metazoa, Chordata, Actinopteri, Labriformes, Labridae. Gene Ontology annotation, cellular component: cilium; cytoplasm; nucleus. The coding region runs from base 392 to 2335 and encodes 647 amino acids. The transcript is spliced from 14 exons. Gene Ontology annotation, molecular function: ATP binding; protein serine/threonine kinase activity.
CCAGACGUUGUUUGCCAACCUCCAAUAAAAACCCACUAAGAAGAAGAAGAAGGAAAAAAAAAAACGGGCCGAGAUAAAAUAAUAUGUAGCCAGUUUGUUUGGAUGAUCGGAUGCAGGUUUCUAUCUUCAAACGCUGUCAGUCAAGUGGAUACAUAUCGAGCAAUUUGUUGCACAUCGUCCACGAAUGUUCGGCUAUGUGGUGUUGUCAAUGUGACGUGAGGAGGCUAGAGGGAGGCAAGUCCAUGACACCAUGAGUCCUCCAGCUCUGCCCGUGGUCUUCUGCUGUUGUCACAGGAAAAUCUGGCUGCAUUCACCAGCAGGCGGCAAACCCAUCUCCGUUCCCUCUCAAUAAUUAUCUGCCUCCGCUUGAUGCUAUGGAAGGACAAGCAUAAUGAACAGAUACACCAACAUCAGACAGCUCGGGGAUGGCACCUACGGCUCCGUCAUCCUCGGACGCAGUCUGGAGUCAGGGGAGCUUGUUGCCAUAAAGAAAAUGAAAAGAAAAUUCUACUCCUGGGAAGAAUGCAUGAACCUCCGUGAAGUCAAAUCCUUAAAGAAACUCAAUCAUGCUAACGUGAUCAAACUGAAGGAGGUGAUUCGAGAAAACGAUCACUUGUACUUCAUCUUUGAGUACAUGAAGGAAAAUUUAUAUCAGCUAAUGAAAGACAGGACCGGCUUGUUCCCCGAGUCUGCUGUAAGAAAUAUCAUGUUUCAGAUUCUACAGGGGCUAACGUUCAUUCAUAAACAUGGGUUUUUCCACCGGGACAUGAAACCUGAGAACCUCCUGUGUAUGGGCCCAGAGCUGGUGAAGAUAGCCGACUUUGGGCUCGCCAGAGAAAUCCGAUCCCAACCCCCGUACACAGAUUAUGUCUCCACUAGAUGGUACAGAGCUCCAGAGGUGCUCCUCAGAUCCACAUCCUACAGUUCUCCCAUAGACCAGUGGGCUGUGGGCUGCAUCAUGGCGGAGCUUUACACCCUCAGGCCUCUUUUCCCAGGAUCCAGUGAAAUAGACACCAUAUUCAAGAUAUGCCAAGUUCUUGGGACACCUAAGAAGAAUGAUUGGCCAGAAGGAUAUCACCUGGCCUGUGCUAUGAAUUUCCGUUGGCCUCAGUGUGUCCCCAGUAAUCUGAAGAUACUGAUCCCUAAUGCCAGUCCUGAAGCCAUCCACCUGAUGACAGACCUGCUGCAGUGGGACCCCAAGAAGAGACCAGGCUCUGCCCAGGCUCUCAGGUACGCGUACUUCCACGUGGGCCAGGCUUUGGGCACUCCUCAGCAGAUCCUAGAGCAGGGCAGACCUCAGCCGGGCCACAUGCCGAUGCAGGUUCCUCUACAGCCACAACAGACUCUGCAGCACCAACCUCUGCUGCUUAAACCUGUGCUGCCUCUGUCCCAGCCUCCACCUCUAAACCAACACUGCCCCCCAUCCAGACCCCUCCAGCAGAUCCAGCCCUCCCCUGUACCACCCGCUGCUCAGGCGGCGGCGUACCAACGGCACACGGAGCUGGUGAGAGAGCAGCAAUCGAAGCACAUGCUGAAGCAGGAGCAGACUGCAGGGACGCCUCAGAGCCAUCUACCUUACAUCGUUGACAAAAAUCUCCAGGGCAAGCAAUCAAGACAGGAGACAGAAAACUCCAACCUGCUGGGCUACCAGUUAAAACCUAAAGGAGGGCGGAGACGCUGGGGCCACGGCACGGGACACCUGAAAGGAGAAGACUGGGACGACUACGAGGACACUCAUCUGACACCCAUCAGUCUUCUCGGGAAGAACAACUUCCCCACGGAGAAGUCGAGGCAGCAGGAGGACGCGCUGAGCAGAUACGGAAACGCUCUGGAUUUCAGUCGACCCAAAGUAAAAGAAGACGCACCUUUGAACCUGAACAAGACUUCAUCCUACCAGGAGCCAACAAGAACCGCUUCAGCUAAGCAGCAUUACUUGAGGCAGUCCAGAUAUUUACCUGGCAUUAGCACAAAGAAGAACGUCGCCAUAAACGCCAGUAAAGACUUCAGCGGCAGCCAUCUUUGGGGGAACAGCAGUAUUCCAUUUGGAGGGACUCUGCCGAGCAGAGGCGCUCACGGUACCAACACAAUCCCAGGAGGAUACAUGCCGUCGUUUUACAAGAAGGACCAAGGCUCUGCUGGUCACAGAGGGCAUCAGGGUCCUUCAGUGGAAUCAACACCAACAAAUUAUGCAACGUGGCAGUCCGGUCGAAGGCACAUGAGCACCUCUGCCAGCACAUCGAUGGUCAACAAGAGCACCCCCGGUCUGCUGCCUCGCCCUCCGGUUCAGACCAUCCACGGUCGAACAGACUGGUCUGCCAAAUACGGACACCGCUAGUGCCCUCCACGGAGCUGUGACCUGCGCUCCUCACCACUCUUUCACCUCCAAAGAGUAGGCCUAGUUGUUUUAUAAUCAGCCUGUACAUACAUCUUACACAGCAAUAAUCUCUUUUUGUUUUAUGUGAAUGUUAUUAUGGAUGUUGUGGGUUGUAAAAUAUCAAAGUGUAUGUGUAAAGCCAAAUGCAAUCGGCCAAAAUUUGAGCCUAGAUUUGCUCCUCAGUGUUUUUAUUUUGUACGUCUGUAACAUAAUGUGACAUCGUCUGGAUUCCAGACGGUGUUUCGAGUUGAGUAAAGUUAUUAAAUGCAAGUGGUGGCCACAUUGUGCUAUUUUUUCUUUUGCAAGUAAAAGGUAAAAGUUCAUAUAUUCUACUUGACCUUUGAGUGUGAUGAUUGAGCUACCAGUUAUUAAGCAUAAUGAAACUUCUAUCUGGGUACCGACACGUAACAUUCGUGUGAUUUUUCAAGAAAUCACUGAUUUUAGCUCUUUAAAAAAAUGCUUACAUAUAAUCUAUCCGUACAUUUUCUUCAUGUGGGCAGCAGCUGCACCAGUAAUAGCACAGCAGCCCUGGAAAUUUAAUCCACUGGAGAUUAUCUGUCUGUAGAAGCUCUCUGUUAAUGCUAUACACACAUAAAUCCAGUACAUCCAGUCAUGCUAUGUCCGGUUUCUGGUUAUUACAGUGAGCACAUUAUUAUAGUUAAAGAUGGAUUUCAUAAAAACACAGUAUGCAGAGUGUCUGUGAAGGUUCUCAGUAUGCGCACAACAUGUAUGGUUUGAACAAUGAAAUAAAAAAUGCGUGUAAA